Molecule: messenger RNA, 6113 nt
Organism: Eleginops maclovinus (Patagonian blennie)
Lineage: Eukaryota; Metazoa; Chordata; Actinopteri; Perciformes; Eleginopidae
Gene: kpna6
Product: karyopherin alpha 6 (importin alpha 7)
Exons: 14
Coding region: 139-1758 (539 amino acids)
Biological process (GO): NLS-bearing protein import into nucleus
Cellular component (GO): nucleoplasm; nucleus; cytoplasm
Molecular function (GO): protein binding; nuclear import signal receptor activity
Source: RefSeq, a predicted model, not a curated record
UGGCGGUGCUGUUAGACGUUGACGUUUCCGUCUCCGGCAGACAUAUUGCUUACAGGAGCAAAUUCUGGAAAGCUAGAAGAGAGAAAGGAUUUAAAAUUACUUCCCACCUUCACGACUUGAUACACUCAACACGACAAAAUGGAGCCGUCAGCCAGUCCGGCCAAAGACAACAACUACAGGAUGAACCGCUACAAGAACAAAGCACUGAACCCAGAGGAGAUGCGGCGCAGGAGAGAGGAGGAGGGCAUCCAACUCAGGAAACAGAAAAGAGAACAACAGCUUUUCAAGAGGAGGAAUGUGGACGUUCUCAACGAAGAGGAAGCCAUGUUUGAGAGUCCUCUGGUGGACUCAUACCUCAGCUCUCCAGCUACAGAAGGAGUCAUUACCAGAGACAUGGUUGAGAUGCUCUUCUCGGAGGACCCAGAGCUUCAGCUCGCCACAACACAAAAGUUCAGGAAACUCCUUUCCAAAGAGCCCAACCCUCCGAUUGAUGAAGUUAUAAACACAGCUCGAGUGGUGGAUAGAUUUGUGGAGUUCUUGAAGAAGAGCGUCAACUGCACACUACAGUUUGAGGCAGCUUGGGCACUGACCAACAUAGCAUCCGGCACAUCCAUGCAGACCAAGACUGUGAUUGCGGCCGGAGCAGUGCCAAUCUUCAUCGAACUACUCAACUCAGACUUCGAAGACGUCCAGGAACAGGCUGUCUGGGCCUUGGGUAAUAUUGCAGGGGACAGUGCGGUGUGCAGAGACUAUGUGCUGAACUGCGAAAUUCUUCCACCAUUAUUAAUGCUUCUGACCAAAUCCACUCGAUUGACCAUGACUAGGAACGCAGUGUGGGCUCUGUCUAAUCUGUGUAGAGGAAAAAACCCUCCACCUGCGUUUGAAAAGGUGUCCCCCUGUCUGCCCGUGCUGUCCAGGCUUUUAUUUAGCAGCGACCCAGACUUGCUGGCAGACGCCUGCUGGGCCCUGUCCUACCUCUCCGACGGCCCCAAUGAUAAGAUCCAAGCUGUCAUCGACUCGGGCGUCUGCAGGCGUCUGGUAGAGCUUCUCAUGCACACAGACUACAAGGUGGCCUCGCCUGCUUUGAGAGCUGUAGGAAACAUCGUGACUGGAGACGACAUCCAGACACAGGUGGUGUUAAACUGCUCCGCCCUGCCCUGUCUGCUGCACCUCCUCAGCAGUGCUAAAGAGUCCAUCCGCAAAGAGGCAUGCUGGACCAUCUCAAACACCACAGCAGGAAACAGAGCACAGAUACAGACGGUAAUUGAUGCCAACAUCUUCCCAGUGCUGAUCGACAUCCUACAGAAAGCAGAAUUCAGAACCAGGAAAGAGGCGGCCUGGGCCAUCACCAACGCAACCUCCGGAGGAACACCAGAACAGAUCAGAUACCUGGUGAACCUGGGCUGCAUUAAGCCGCUGUGUGACCUGCUGACGGUGAUGGACUCUAAGAUCGUUCAGGUUGCUCUGAACGGGUUGGAGAACAUCCUGAGGCUGGGCGAGCAGGAAGCCAAGCAGGAGAACAGCGGCACCGGAGUCAACCCGUACUGCAGCCUCAUCGAAGAAGCAUACGGUCUUGACAAAAUCGAGUUCCUCCAGAGCCACGACAACCAGGAGAUCUACCAGAAGGCCUUCGAUCUCAUCGAGCAUUACUUCGGGGUGGAGGACGAGGACAACAGCCUCGCCCCGCAGGUGGACGCAGCCAACCAGCAGUUCCUAUUCCCCGCUCAGGAGGCCCCCAUGGAGGGCUUCCAGCUAUAAGUCCCCACCUCUCUCCUCUAAAUCACACCUUUUACCCCCCCCCCAUACAUCCUUAUGUCAUGGAGGACCCUUAGAAGCCGGGGUCAAACCUCCAUCCCCUCUUCCCUGAUCCACCCCCUGCCGUUAACACACAAACACACACACACACACACCUCUCGGAGGAAAAGUGUCCCGCUCUCCAGACAACAACAACAAAAAUCUGUCUUUUCUUCAAAGCAGUGGACUGACUUCUUGCAGUGAUAUCUGGCCAAUGGGAGAGAGCCACACAGACUGCAUCACACUGAAGAAGGGACCCCCGUAGCACUGGUUUGUCGGUAAAACCUUUAUAUAAACUCAUUUAUUUUCCAAUGGGACAUUCCUAUUUUCAGGAUUACCCAUGCAGCCCCAUGCAAAGUCCACACAGAUGGGGGGUGGGGGGGGUGCAUGAGGUGAAAUGCCUAGCUCUUGAUGUCAGUCCGACCCUUUUCAAACAAAGGGAAAAAAGUUACAUGGUCCUUUUUUGCUUUAGUUACUUCUCCCCGCCGACACUCAUUUAUUUUCAACUUUUUUUAGUGAUUUCUUUAUUUAGGCUUAGUGCUGGUCUCUGAUCCCAAGGUAGAAGUGUGAUUUAUAUUAAUUUUCCCCUGCCUCUAACAUUUUUUCCCCCUUUUAUAUUUAACAUUUGAGUUAGUGGGACAAAUGUAAAGGAGGGGGGAGUGUAAACAUUUACCUGAACAUAGGAAGGGUUUUGGAUGAGCUGUUGGAAAAGGUGUUGGUUUCAGUUUUUUUUUUUAGAGGAUUCGUUUAAAGAUCUAGAAGAAGAAAAAAAAAUCCAGUUUUGGAGGGUGGUAUAGUUAGAGAUCCAAUGUUCGUUGUGUGCUGUGUUAUUAAUACCAAUAUGGAUUAUGAAGUGAUCUAACCAUUAAAUGAGGCACAGCUGGGGGUCAAGGGGGGGGGGCGGUGCCUUCACACAGCAGCAGAACCAUUCAUAUUUUUAUAUUUAGACAGAGGUUUAAGGGGUGAAAUACCAGACUCCGCUACAGUUUCAUCGAAGUAGACGAGAUGCGGCAAGUGGAGGCGCUGUGCCCCCCCUUUCCCCGUCCCCAGCUGGAUGUGAUGGGGUUCUUGCGUGGUGUUAUAUGACCCUGCGUACAGUCACUGAGUAUCCCUGGCCAAACACACACAGUUGACACAGAGAGACCGAAAACAGUGUGAAGAAAUACAAAAGAAAAAAAAAAAGCUGGGCCACGACUGGUGGUGUCAGUGCUAGUGUAGUGACGGUGGUGGUGUUCGUAUAGUGCUACAGUCGAUCUGUAACCUGUGGCAUUCUUUAUCACUAUCUUGGAGGGGUGGGAGUUCAAGCUGUUGGUGAUUUAGCAUGGGUCCGUUGUGAUGGUGAUGUAAAUACUUUCCUCUGCCUUUUUAAAGGAAAGUCUGUCCCCUCGGGGGUGUUAAAAACAAACCCGGGUUUGGCUAGGGAUACAUCUCAGACGAGUGACGCCCCUAAAUCACAAAUUCAAGUACGAGUCUAUAUUUGAAUUACAAUGUAUUUGCAUUAUAUAUGAAUAUAUAUUUGCACACACUUCAUGCACACUUGCAUACAACACCAGCAGACACUGUACACACACCUCUUACAGAUGAGUGGCUAGCAGCAGAAAAAAGUUCCCAUGGUCUUUGGAGUGAAAAAAAAAAGUUCUUUCAUUUUAUUAGGAAGUUUAAUUUUCUGAAGUUUGAAAAAAUUGCCGUUUUGGCUUUUUUUUGUUUUCAUUCUGAGCACUUUUUUUCCUUAUUUAAAAAAAAAAUAGUUGCUCUUGUUCAGUUUUGACUUUCCGUUUUAGAGAUUCUCCCAGAAUUUGAAAGGUGAUUCGAUGCUCACAGGUCUCAUGGAAACCUUUUUGUUGUUUCUAGCCACGUGACUUAUGAUGGAUUAAACUAGCUGACUGUAAACCCUGACCCUGGAUCAGCUCUGCGUGGGACAGAAGCUGAUCCCGGCUCGGGGUUUUUUGGGCUUUAUGGAUGGAGCAGAACUGUGGUUGUGUGAUGACUGACGGGCACUGUGAGGAACAGGUUGAUUGACUCUAUGACUGCGUCCCUGUCUGAGUCUGGGAGCGCCAUCUGCUCUGUGGAAUACUCGACCGGCUCUAGCAUGAAAUCAUGCAACCAUAAACAGAAUUAUCGACACAAAAUAUUACAGAUUUAUCUAUUGGGAUACACUUUCCUCAAAAAUCUUUAUUUGCAACCAAAUUUCUUUUAUGAUUGCAAUUAUUUGGGAUAAAAAGCGACUUUUCCUAUUUGGUGUCACUAUUUAAUUUUUACACACAGUGCAGAAUAUCAUACUGCUACAUGCAGCUUUGAUCUGCUAGGGUCAGUGAGAUGUAAUCCACAGAUCACGCGUGCUCCCAGCAGACAUAAGAGUUGAAAUCAUGAAUAAUUGAGCAUCAAGAACUAUUCUCUACAUGACAGAUGUGUAGAGCAGUAUUUAUAACUGAAGUCUUGGAUUUCAUGGCCAAUUCUGUGCUUGGCCUACAAAAAAUGCCAGAAUUGCAAUGUUAAAAAAAAUCGAUAUCAAUAUAUAGAUAUAUAUAUAUCUAUAUAUCUAUAUACACACACAGUAAAAAAAAAAAAAUCCGUGCAUCGACCAGGAAAAAUAUUUAUAUUUCUGAAGAAGAAAAUGCACUCCUAUUCACAAAAGUGCCAAUCCGACCAAGAAAGACUGGAGGUUCUUAUGUAUCUGUCUUUGACUUAGAGAUUUGUUCUUCUUUAUAUCUUUUAUUUACUUGAAUGUGCACACGUUUUGUGCAGAACAUUGCUGCUCUAUUAUCCUUAUCUUUAAAGUUACGUUAUUAGCCGUGCUUUCUUUGGGAAAAGUGGCAUGCAUUACUGUGGGCGCCUACAAACAAAAGAAUUGAAUUAAGGCAGUUUAAUUAUCUGGAAAAAGGGGAGGGGGUUACUUGAGUAAUUGCAUAAAAACAGGCCUUUCCAGCUGCUUGUCUAUUGGUGUGAUGACCCCCCCACUAUUACAGUCUUGAGCUGGUUUUCACUGUGCAAAGCUAAGCUGCAGCUAUGUGGAGUCUUAAGAAUUGAUUUGAUGCGGUGAAAAGUAUAAAAUGAUAAGAGAACUUGCAGUCAGAGCCUGUAGCCAGCCCCUCUGUGUGUGAGAGAAACUCUGCGCUGAUGGACAUGUACUUAGACGUGGCACAUGGUGCAAGUUGUGGAAACUCAAGCGACUAUCAUAGCAGACAAAUGCACGUACUGACGUUUUCUGUCAUAGCUUACCAAAGUUGUGUCAUCCUGAAUGCGGGUUGAAUUGAUUUACUUGACGUCUUGUUUUCAAAACUCAAUUUGUGUAAUUGACUUGUGAAAAAGAAAUAGCUUCAUGCAAUUUAAAGCUCACUUCUUUUCAUUAGAAGCUCAGCCCUUUCUUCUCAGUUUUAUUUCAAGUUCAAGAAAUGUUUGGGGAGUUAGAGAAAUCUGCAAAAUAAUCCUGAAGACUGCAAUAAAUAUUGUCCAAAAUCAGGCCCCCCCAGAGGCAACGAUCCACCUGAGGUGACCCUCCUUCAGCCGGGUGGAGCUAACAGAGGCAACUACUUGACUUCUGGGAUUCAGAAAUAGUGAUUUACAUUAAAAAGUAUUAUAAGUUAAACUAUAUGUAUGUUCUGAUACAUUGACAGGGAUUCAGAUGCAAUUCUAAUCACUUCUGAGAAGUGGAGAAAAAAGCCUCACUAGAACAUGUCACAGGAAGUCAAAUAUAAAAUGGGAGGAGAGGAUUCAAGCCUUUCUGCUUUUCUUGAUCUUUUUCCUGAUCAGGAUUCUCUGGGCUAUAUUUUUGGAUAAUUGUGUUUAAAGGUUUGUCCUAGUCAGGCUGCCUGAUCAGGACCCUUGAUAUCUAAAGGGGAAUGAACAGACAUCACUAAAUAUCUCAAACCUGACUUGUCUUCCGUCCUAGAAGCUGUUCAUGUCUUUAUCAAAAUCUAAAGCCACGCUCGGCUUGGGAAAGUAACGUUGUCUGUGCUUCAAAUGUUUACAAUGUUACAUGUUUGUAAAAAUACUUUUCAUAUGCCAUCACUGACCAGUCCGGUUCUCUGCUCUGGUCUUCUCAUUUCUUUUACAUGUAUUUAUUUUCUCUAUUCUUGUUUAUGAUUUUUCAUUUUGCUCAAAAUUACCCAUCUUUAAAAAAACAUCAACUGUGACUUGACUUGACUUUACCGACGGUAUGAAUGAGUGACGAGAAACUUAUACACUUCAACUGAACAUGACACACAAACAUGAACAUACAGGAAACAGCAACAAUAUUAAAAAUGUAAAGGAAAGUAUAUUGAGUUUAAAGUUGUUCAGUGGAAAUACUGUGCGAAACGAAUAAAGUAAUGUUGCAACCC